UAUUGUGGACUACCACGAAAAAAGAUUUGUGCCCCUAAAAAAGGAAUUUUUUUGGAUUCAGGUCGCUCAUUUCCAUGGCCGGAAGCAUCGCAAGAUUAAUGACACGUCCACCGCUUAAUCCAGUUAUCGGGCGUCGGAUUCUGGUAUUCCUCCCCCGCUCCGUUUGGACCCGACCCGAUUCUGACCCGGCCUCCUCCUCCUCCAAGGAGAAGAAGCAGCAGCGGCAGCAAGGCCACCGCCUCGCUUCCGUCGUCGACGCCGUCAACGACCGCAAGCUGCCCCCUGAACUCCGCAGUCGCCCUAACGCCGUUAGGUCAGAGACAGAUAUCAUCAAUGUAGCAGAGCGAAGAAUAUGGCAAUCAAUGGAGGAAGGGCACUUUGAAAACCUACCAGGACGAGGAAAACCUCUCGACUUCAGCACAAAUGCUCACGCCGAUCCUGCAGAGGACACACUGUACAGAAUCCUUUCGAGAAAUGGUUGUGCUCCAGAGUGGGUUGAACUGAACAAGGAAAUUAGGUGCAAUAUUGCAGAGUGGAGGUUAGCCUUGAAGAAAGCUCAAGCAAAUCGAACAAACAACUUAGGUUCCACAUGGCCUAAGGAUUUGGAGUACCUUAAAGAACAGAUGCGGGAUAUUAACAUUAAGGUACUCCGGUACAAUCUCAUAGUGCCCUUUGGUCGGCAAAUGUUUGGACUCAAAUGGGAGAAAGAAAUAGAUAAGUUGGAGUGUGCUUGUAUGUGUGUGUAUGUGUAUGCAUUGGGUGUGUGUGCAUGUAGACGGAUACGCGGGCGAACAAGUGUUCAGUUGUACAAGUGGUUUGUGUGCGCGUGCGUGGGUGUAAGCGGGCAUGUACAUGGACGUGUGCAUGAUUGUGUAUGUGCCCAUGUGCAUGUUGGUGGAUGUUCGUAUGUGUGAAUGGGUCCACGCGUGCGCGUAGACGCAAUGGCAUGUGUGCACACGUAUGAGACGUGUAUGGACAUGUGGGUGCAUGUAGUGUGGUUGGUGGAUAUUAGAGGCAAAAUGUUAGUGUGGUUGGUGGAUGUUAGACGCAAGCACACGUGCAUGAAGGCAUCAGAUUUAUUUCCUAUACAUGUAUUAUCGGUGCAUGUGUCGCGUGCAUUUUUUGCGUAUGUGUAUGAUGCCAUGCAUAUGUAAUUACUAUGUAUUGUGGUGUGUAUCUGAAACCGUGUCUUUACUAUGUAUUGUGGUGUGUAUCUGAAACCGUGUCGUGCGUGUAUUGUUGUGCGUAU
Asparagus officinalis (garden asparagus) is the source of this 1249-nucleotide messenger RNA. RefSeq names its product dnaJ homolog subfamily C member 28-like. The transcript has 4 exons. NCBI's taxonomy places the organism in Eukaryota, Viridiplantae, Streptophyta, Magnoliopsida, Asparagales, Asparagaceae. The record is from RefSeq and is a predicted model, not a curated record. The coding region runs from base 75 to 914 and encodes 279 amino acids.